UAAGAAGUGAAUCAAAUAGAACCAACCAACAACAGCCACCCUUCAAUUUUAUAAAACCCUCAAUUUCGUUUUGUCUGCUUGUUGUCUUCUUCCUCUUAAGAGGUGGAUGCUACUCCGAUGCAUUUGCCGAACAUAAAGUCUGAAACUUUCCCCUCUGCCAUAGUAGCCAGUGACUUAGUACCCCCAGAUCUCCCUCUUAUCACUGGAAUCAUUCACCAAAGUUUGGAUUAAGCACUCGUAGCGAGAAGAUGGAUCGUAUCAGCAAUCUACCAGACGAGAUUCGUUGUCAUAUCUUGUCCUUCCUUCCGACCAAGCAGGCUGCUUUGACUUCGGCUCUCUCAAAGAGCUGGCGCAAUCUUUGGAAACUUGUCCCUAAUCUUGACAUUGAUGACUCUGAGUUUCUCCAUCCGGAAGAGGGUAAAGGUGGAAGGGAUGACAUUCGACAGAGCUUCGUUGAUUUCGUGGACAGUGUACUGGCUUUGCAGGGUGACUCUCCCAUUGAUAAGUUCUCCCUCAAGUGUAUAACUGGUGUUCAUCCUGAUUCUGUGAACCGUUGGAUUUGUAAUGUGCUGCAGCGUGGUGUUUCCGAUCUUAAUCUUUUCAUUGAUUUUUCCUUCGAGGAUACCGAAGAGGAUAAAUAUUUGCUACCUGAAGAGAUGUUCGUCAGUAAGACAUUGGUUAAGCUGAAAUUGAGAAGUGAACACUGUGUUAAUUGGUGGUUUGGGGAGAUGGGUGCUUCCUUGCCAAUGCUGAAAAGUCUUUAUAUUGACUCAGACUUGAUCUUUUGUGGUGAGAUGGGGAGGUUCCUUUCUUCUUUCCCUGUGCUUGAGGAAAUACACAUGGCUAAUAUGGAGUGGCCGAAAUCAGAUGAAACCAUGUCAAGUGCUAGCCUCAGGAAUCUAAGUAUCCACGGCACCGGUUGUGAAGAGUUUGAAAAUCCAAAGACCAUUUCUUUUGAUACUCCGAAUCUGCUUUCCUUGAACUACUCUGAUUUGGUUGCCGAGGACUAUCCAGUAGUUAAUAUGAAAAAGUUAUCCGAGGCUCGGAUCAAUCUUAUUACAAAAGAUGAAGAUCAGAUCAAGCGGAUUAGAGAGCCAAACAAUGAUUUGUUAGAGGAUGAUGAAGGUGAUGUUGUUCUCCAAUUUGUCAAUGUGGUGAAGCUCAUGAGCGGCAUAAAAAAUAUUCAGAAACUUUCCCUAACUGCUGAUACUCUCGAGGUACUUACUCUUUGUUGUAAAUCGAUGCUGGUGUUCAACAACCUCAAGAUCUUAGGUCUUAAGAGUGAGGAGGGUCGCGGUUGGCAAGCAGUGCCAGCUCUCUUGAGAAACUGUCCACAUCUAGAAUUUCUAGUCAUUGAGGGUCUCUUUCACUAUGUGACAGAUAAAUGCGGGGAUGCUUGUGACUGCAUUCCUCGGGAAGACAAAGGUCGUUCGCUCAUAUCUUCUCCAGUGAAGAAGUUAGAGAUUCGAGGGUUCAGAGGAACGAUGAGAGAGAUAAAUAUGAUUGGGCACUUCUUGAGGUCUUUCAAGUGUUUAGAGGAGAUGGGGAUAUUUGCUGAAGAGAAUGGUCCUACAAACUUUGAAAACCCUGGAGCGUUUGAAUAUGUUGACAAGAUAUUGAAGCUCUACAAUGAGUUAUCGAGUUGUGAUGUUUACUUCCUGGUGUGGGGUUACAUGCGCAAGAAAUGGACUGCAAAGAGUAUGCAAAUGUGUUGAUGGUUUUGCUAAAGCCAUGUUCCCGAAUCCUUUUGAUUUAUUUCUUGGACUGCAAAGUAUUCAAAUUCAUGUUUCGAUAGCUGACCCAAAACAGAGUUUUUUUUUUUUUUUUUUGAUGAAUUGUUGAAAAACCUUCUUAUUUCGCCGUUUCAGGGUUACCAUCAACAGAUUAUGCAAUACACUAA
Molecule: messenger RNA, 1900 nt
Organism: Camelina sativa (false flax)
Lineage: Eukaryota; Viridiplantae; Streptophyta; Magnoliopsida; Brassicales; Brassicaceae
Product: F-box/LRR-repeat protein At3g58930
Molecular function (GO): protein binding
Source: RefSeq, a predicted model, not a curated record